Rhopalosiphum maidis (corn leaf aphid) is the source of this 4494-nucleotide messenger RNA. RefSeq names its product protein tincar (gene tinc). The coding region runs from base 276 to 3008 and encodes 910 amino acids. The transcript has 10 exons. NCBI's taxonomy places the organism in Eukaryota, Metazoa, Arthropoda, Insecta, Hemiptera, Aphididae. The record is from RefSeq and is a predicted model, not a curated record.
UUAUACCGGCACCGUCGUGGUUUGAACCUGUGUCGUUCGUGUAUGUAAUACAAUAUUGUUGGUUCACGUUUCUUACGUCCGUCGAGCAGUAUGGAUCCGAUAGAUCUACCGUGAAACGCAUUCGGUUCGGGACUAUUAAUACCAAACUGCAACAGGGAUCGCCCUCAACGAUUUACCACCGCACACCUGUUUCGGGUGACCGCCGACGAGUUCUCUUCCACUAGAAAUUUCGAGGUUCAAAAACGCUCGUGGGAGAUGUUUGCGAGCCGGACGUGAUGGCUGAAAACAGCAACUACGCAGGCGGCAAAGGACAUUUCUGUCAGCUCAACAGCUUGUGGUCCGUGUGGUACGGUCUGCUCGCUACCGUGCUUAAUGUCUAUUCUGUUUUGCUAGCCACUCGGAGACUAUCGGAGUACUUAGAAGUAGUAUGGCCACCGAAGAGCGUACUCCCGCCCCGGUACGAAGUCCACUGCUUCGUAGCUACCAUCGGUAUGGCCGCCGUGCUAGUACCUUUGGUGGCUUUCACCUCCGCCUUUCGUACCGGAAACAUGGCCAACGACUCGGACAAGCUAGGAAACCUGUUGGACGUCCGCCGACGUCGCCUGUCGUCCUGCUGGACCCACGGGCCACCGUCUUCUUCCACGCUACACUCGUUCACGGCGCUCGCCCUGCUGGUGGUCAAACUCAUGAUCGAAGCCAGGCUCAUACAGGCCGGUCUCAUGUCCACAAAUAAUAUUUGGAAUACCGACUUGGACUUUCUGGUCCUCGGUGGACAUCAGUCCAGUCCGCCCAACAUCACGCUUAAAAAUAUGCACAUUGAACCCAAGACACAGUCAGUGCUCGUCCCACAGUCGCCGCCGCCAUCAACGAAUAGAUCAUACACUGCUGAUACUGAUGGGGUCAUGUCCGUUGAGUUUUUCAAUUACGCCAUGGCCUUGUUCAUAUAUUGCGGGCGGUAUGCGUCCGUUUUUUGGGAGACUAACAAAUGUUUCGCCACGUUAUUCUCCGUCCAGUUAUUUGCCAACGCUAUUCAGUGCCUGUCACUGUAUCUCUUCACCUGCAUCCUUUACAAGAUGCAAGUGUUGGGCGUCUGCAAAAUGGUGAAGGAACUGCCGGCCGGGCCCACCACGUACCACCUGGUCCUGGAUCACCUGGACACCGCGGUCCUGUUCACCGUCACCACCGUACUGAUAUUCGUGUCCAACUCGAUAGUGUACUACUACGGGUACACGCGGUUCACCGGGUUCGUGAAGCGGCAGACGGGCGGCCGGAAGACGGUGGCCGACGCCUACUCGAGCCUGAUGCCGUACUGCGCCAGCGUGCUGGCCCUGCUUGCCGUCGUCGCGUCCGAGAGCCCGCUGCUGUACAACGCCAUCGUCGUGUUCCGGUCGUCGCUCAACGGCGUGGUGUUGGCGUGCCUGCUCAACUCCACCGCGCACGUGUUCGUCUGGAUAGCCAUGUGGUCGGUGCUCACGCUCAAGCCCUGUUGGAUGUUCGACCUGCACCUGUACUUGGAGUACGACCCCAAGGGCGGCGGUAGCGGUGGUGGCAGCAGUGCGGGCGUCGGCGGCGGCGUUGAAGGCGACGACGGACAGCGCGUGCCAUUGCUGGUGGUGGCUCAGGGCGCCACGUACUCGCUGACCGAGAAGACGGCCAAGCGCAUCGUCACGUCUGUAGUGGAACGGGUGGUGGCCGACUACACGCGCGUCUCUGCCAAUUCGGAUAAACACAAGUAUAAAAGAACACCAAAGACAAUGAGCGAUGAACAAAUAUACUGGCCUAGACCAAAGUCGAGUUCAGGUCGUAGCUGUAUAAGUGAAAUGGAAGACUCGGACGAACAAUCAAGUUGUUUUGGUUGUAAACGGACAAAGAAAUCUACAAGAGGUAUACCAAUGGACAAAAUCGACCGAAGAGGAGUCAGUCCAGAAGACGACGGUGAUUAUGCGAAGCUCCGUGAAUUACCGAUGGUCGCUAGAGCCACAAACGAUCAUAGUGACGACAAUACAUCUGAGGACACGAAGCUUUUGGACACAGUCCGGGAAGGUGUAAUUACAUACGCGAGCGCCAACACAAGAGAGUUGUUCUACUCACCGGCCACACCACCACCACCUCCGCCACCCUUGCAAGAAGACAUAAGUUCAGCGGCGGAAUUCCACGCCAGCAAAACCCAAGUGUCCAAGCAACACCAACAGUUGCGCGACCACGGGUACCGCGGCGGCGUGUACAGCAAAACGACGGCGGCGGGCCAUCAGGGGCCGCAGCGCGCGACGGGUCCGGCGUCGGUGACGGCCGCCGACGAUUUCGAGGAGGAGGACACCGUCAAGUCGGAGUCGGAGGCGUCCGCGGCCGGCCACUCGCCGCAGGCCGCGUGCAGCGGCCACAGCGAAUCGUCGAGCGGCGUGCACUCCAACAGCAGCCACGACACGGCGGCCACGAUGCCGCUGCCGCCCCCGCCGCCGCCGCUUCAGCUGUCGCCGGCCGCGUCCACGGCCACGCUGUCGCCGACGGACGACGAACAGCGGCGCCGGGCCAGUUACGCGGACCUGCAGACCGUGGACACGGUGGUGAUCCGGCACAAGGGCGGCCCUGGGGCCAAGGCCCGGAUGCCGCCAGACCCGUGCACCAGGCCCACGAACGUGUCGCUCAGCUCGUUCACGGAACCGCGGGGCGCCCGGAACCGGCCCGGGUCGGUGCCCGGCUGGAGGACGAUGCCGCACAACGCGGCGCCGCCGGCCCCGCCCCAGACGACGGCCGGUCACCACGUCAAGGCGCCGUCGCACUAUCACCAGUACCAGCAGCAGAAGAACCAACAGCAGCAGAACCAGAUCAACUACCAGCAGCAUCAACGGCAGUGGUCGUCGUCGUACAACGGUGGCGUCGGCGGCGGCGCGGGCGUCGGCGGCGCCAAAGCGUCUGCCGUCCGGUCGCGGAACCACUCGACCAUACCCACGCACCACAACGGCGUCAGGCUGUUCCAGCAGCACCAGCAGCAGUCGUACGGCCAAUAGUGUCGGGCGAUCGUUCCUAUUCCGUACACUUCGCUAUAUGAGAAAAUUAUGAUCGCAGUAGGUACACGGGUGUAUUCUGUAGGCACUCAGAAGACGUCCCGUGGCAAUUAGGAGAGCCCUCUCGGCGGCGUACGGCUGGAGCUUUUUCGAGAAAAAAAAAAUCCAACAGAUGAAAUUUCGAAUUAUAUAUGCCUACCGUAGACCGCCGCGGUACGUUUACGCCACUACCGUGACAACCACUUAUGUUCUACCUCCGUGCGGAAUAGUCGGCCGACGACGACCGAUCCUCCCUCCGCCUACCAUUCCUGAAAAUAAUUAUAACGAUCUAGUCCCCUCGUCUGUCCCGUAAUCCACGUAUAAUCAUAUCGUCUAUCUCGUAGAUAUUGUGUUAAGCGGCUCUAGUUUCGGAAUUAUUACUAUUAUAUAUGAUAUUUAUCUAAGUAUAUAAAUUACGUAUCAUUAUUAUUAUCAUCAUUAUAAUAUUACUUAUCCAAUGUCACUAAUUGUACCGACAAUUAUUAUAUUAUAAUAUAUAUAUAUAUAUAUAUAUAUUACGCGAUGACAAACGACACAACAUAAGACGUAUGUAAGUAAUACGUACUGUGUAUAAGUAUAGUAUUAUAUUAUGUUUACCUCCAAACGACCCAAACGAAUUUGUCGUGUUGAGCUUACCGACUAUUAUAUUGUUUUUUUUUUUUUUGUUUUUUUUUUAUCACCCGAUAGACUGAACGACACUAACCAACACGUAGAUGUAGAGUAGAUUGAAAACAAGACUCCGUCCUUGCCACCAAAGGGAUUUUCAAGCGAGCGCGGGGAAACAAUUAUUUAUUUACAAUCUAGUUCAUAUAAAUUUACUUUGCAAUGAUGUAAUGAUAUCAUAUAUUAUAUUACCGUUGGUCGUACAUUAUUACGUUAUUUCGUACCCGACUUUAUUGUUUGAAAAUCAGAUUAUCAUGAUCGUUCACGCGUCGACUACGGAACGUCCGUUUACGAUUCGAGCGACAAUAAUAUUAUGGUAAUACAAUAUUGCGAGUUUAUAUAAUGAGAUGUAAACAAAAAAUACGCUUUCCGAGCACCGACUCUAUGUAAUCUCUUAAGGUUGGUGGUACUUACCGCGAUCCAAAGAUUCGCCGACGAUAAACAAUACCAGCCCAGACUCGAAUUUUUUCGGGAUUUGUCACAGGUAUAUCAUUCGAGCUUGGAAAGAGUCUCGCCCGUAAUAUGAUUAAUAUCUAUAUUUGUAUAUCGUUUUCUUUUUUUAUCUUACAAAUAUAACCCAGCCGACUCCGAUUAUGACUCGUUAUUUUUAUCGAUCCAUUUUGUUUUCACGAUUCCCUUCGACAGACUGUUGUUAUCCUUGGUGCUAUAUGAUACGUUUAUAAUUUUUUUUUAAAGUUUGAGCAUUUCUCCAUUAUUUUCAUACAACCUUUUGUACUAUAAUUUCUGUUUGUUCUAUUUUUAUUAUUAUUAUUUAUUUUUUUUAUAA